AUGGCACUCAGAGCAAAGGCACCAGUGUGCUGGGCAGGGCCCUGGAUGUCCCUGUGCAGGGCAUAUUCCCAGGGCAUCAGAGCUGCUUCAGGGAAACUGCUGCCCUUUGAAGCCAUACCCCAGAGUCCUGGCAACAAGUGGAUUGGGAUGCUGCAUGCCUGGAGGGAAAAUGGUAUAGAAAACUACCAUCUGGAGAUGCAUCAAAACUUCCAGCAGCUGGGACCCAUUUUUAGGACUAAUAAGGGAGGGAAGCAAAGAGUGUAUGUGAUGCUGCCAGAGGAUCUGCAGACGCUGCAGCAGGCGGACAGUCUCCAACCCCUACGACCCACCCUGGAACCCUGGAUAGCCUAUCGACAGGAUCGAGGGCUCAAAUGUGGAGUGUUCUUGCUAAAUGGGCCUGAGUGGCGCUCACAGCGAAUGAAACUGAACCCAGAUAUACUGUCACCUCCAGCCAUGUGGAAUUACAGCCCCAUGGUGGAUGAGGUUGCCAGGGAGUUCUGCAAGAUCUUGAAGGCCAAGGUGCUACAGAAUGCCCGGGGCAGUCUGACCCUGGACAUAAGGCCAGGCAUCUUCCACUAUAUCAUGGAAGCCAGCAAUGUAGCCCUUUAUGGAGAGCGGAUGGGCCUCCUUGGAAAAGACCCAAAUCCUACAAGCCUGAAAUUUUUGGCUGCCCUAGAAACCAUGUUCCAGUCCACUGUGCAACUCAUGUUCAUGCCCAGAAGUCUGUCCCAAUGGAUAAAAAGGGCUGUGUGGAAGGAGCACUUUGAGGCCUGGGACUAUAUCUUCCAGCAUGCUAACAACUGUAUGCAGAAAAUCUACCAGGAGCUGGCCCUCAGCCAUCCACACCACUACAGCGGCAUUAUGGCUGAGAUGUUGAUUCGUGCAGACUUAUCUUUGGAUGCCAUCAGGACCAAUGCUGUUGAUUUCACUGCUGGGAGCGUGGACACGUCUUCCUACAGCCUGCUGAUGACCUUAUUUGAGCUGGCUAGGAACCCCAAAGUGCAGCAGGCCCUGCAUCAGGAGAUCCUGGAAUCUGAGGCUGCGAUCUCUGAAAAGCCCCAGAGGAUAAUCUCAGAGCUACCCCUGCUGCAGGCAACCCUUAAGGAGACCUUGAGGCUGUACCCAGUAGGUGUCACUGUGGACAGAGUGUUGACGUCAGACGUGGUUCUGCAGAACUACCACAUUCCAGCUGGGACAGUGGUCAUGGUGUCUCUUUAUUCCCUGGGUCGAAACCCUACUACAUUCACCAGACCUGAGUGCUAUCACCCCCAACGAUGGUUGGAAAGGAAGGAUUCCAUCUCCCGGUUACCCAGCUGGGGGUUUGGCUUUGGUGUGCGCCAGUGUGUGGGCAGGCGCCUGGCCAAGACAUCGAUCUUGCUCUUGCUGUACCACAUGCUGAAAAAUUUCCAACUUGAUAUUUUAACACGAGACGAUAUAAAGAUGAAACACUACUUCGUAUUAAAGCCCUCCACCUUCCCCCCACUGACGUUGAAGGCCAUCAAGUAG
Erinaceus europaeus (western European hedgehog) is the source of this 1506-nucleotide messenger RNA. Its product is annotated as cytochrome P450 11B1, mitochondrial-like. Gene Ontology annotation, biological process: glucocorticoid biosynthetic process; aldosterone biosynthetic process; cortisol metabolic process. Lineage: Eukaryota; Metazoa; Chordata; Mammalia; Eulipotyphla; Erinaceidae. The coding region runs from base 1 to 1506 and encodes 501 amino acids. Gene Ontology annotation, molecular function: corticosterone 18-monooxygenase activity; heme binding; iron ion binding. The record is from RefSeq and is a predicted model, not a curated record. The transcript has 9 exons. Gene Ontology annotation, cellular component: mitochondrion; mitochondrial inner membrane.